AUGCGUGUUUUAUUUUGUUCGCUUCAUUGGAAAUUCAAGUAAACUGGUAUAAAUGCAAGUUGCAUAACUAUGGAGAGCAGAGUUUACUUCUACGAUGUCUACGUUUCGGCGGAUAAAUGUUGUCUGCCCGCGCCACUGCAUGUAUUUCAAGGCUUCAUUCAGAAUUCCGUUUGCAGUCCAAAUGCGAUUAUUCCAAAAACAGAAACUGAUAAAAAAUCCUGGCAGACAUUAAUAUCCAGCUUACGUGUUUUGCCCGUGAUUUGGCCAACAUUGUUGGGUUUCGCCUUGUCGCAACUGCUGUGCGGCCAUUUACCACUGCGCUCCACACGAAGAUUUCUGCUGGAAUUCCUGCUAAUUGCCACGCCCACCGUUUGCAGCACUACAGUGGUCACUGACUAUAAUGAACUGUACUGUCUGCUAGUUGGUGCGCUAAUUGCCAUAUUGAUAUGGCGUUGGGACAUAUGGAAGAAAGCAAAGGAUCCCAUCUGCCUGGAGAUUGGAAGCAGACCCGUGGUUUUUACACUGAUGCGUGCAAAUGCAUAUUUCUGCACUGCUUCCGCUAUUUUGGCCAUCGAUUUCAAUGCAUUUCCCUCGGCAUAUUUCAAGAGUCAGGCGUUUGGUGCCUCCGUCAUGGAUUUGGGUAUUGGCAUGUUCGUGGUCACCAUGGGCAUUGUCUCGCAACGUGCCCGGCAUUUGGGUGAUGUGAAAAGACUGCCCAAAGUGGUUGCUCCGCUAUUGGUGCUAGGCUUGGCGCGCACAGUGAUUAUCACGUUGAUCGACUACCAUCAGGAUGAACGCGAAUAUGGCAAACAUUUGAAUGCCUUCUUUACUUUGGGACUCACCAAGCUCUUUGGCAGUCUUUGCAGCCUCUUGGCGCGUGAGGAUCGUCAACUGUUGCCACUGUCAUUGGUAAUUCUGGCGCUGCACGAGCUGCUGUUGCAACUGGGUCUCUCUGAGUUUGUUAUGUCGUCGGAUGUGGAUCGCAUUGGCUUGUGGCAUGCGAAUCGUGAAGGUCUCAGCUCGCUGCCCGGCUGUGUGGCGCUCUAUCUGCUCAGCAUUUACUGUGCCAAAUGGUAUACAUCCAGGACGAAGCUGAGCCGUGCCCAGUUCUGGGUCAAGUUGCGCCACAUGCUGCUCUCUGCCAGCAUGGGUUGGCUGCUGGUUAUAUGCUGCAACUGUCUCUUUGGCAUCGCACGUGUCACCUUCAAUGCUGGCUAUGUGCUUUGGCUGUUUAGCGUAACAACGACGACGAUGAUGCUGUACGCAUUUCUCUUUGAAUUUCUUCUACUUGCGCCGAGAGCAGAAGACAGAGGACCAAAUCCUUUGCCUGCCUUUGUGGAGGCAAUUAAUAUGAAUGGAUUAACGCAUUUUAUGCUCAGCAAUUUUCUCACGGGUUUUGUGAAUAUGGCACUGAAACCGCGGGAUCGCAGUUUAGCGGAAUCCGUGGCUAUUUUGAUGCUCUAUUUGCUGACCAGCACCGGAGCAGUCUAUGUGCUUUUUCGAAAGAGUGUGAGGAUUGCCUAACUGACUGAUCUAGCUGUGAUAAUUGUAUUUUUUAUAUAUAUAUUAUAUAUAUUUUUAAUUAGAAAGUAUUUCUGUUCUUAUAAAUGUAAUAGAUUUGCUUAGAAUAUUAUUUAGAUAUUUUAUACGA
Molecule: messenger RNA, 1651 nt
Organism: Drosophila grimshawi
Lineage: Eukaryota; Metazoa; Arthropoda; Insecta; Diptera; Drosophilidae
Gene: PIG-Wa
Product: GPI-anchored wall transfer protein 1
Exons: 2
Coding region: 70-1524 (484 amino acids)
Biological process (GO): GPI anchor biosynthetic process; protein localization to plasma membrane
Cellular component (GO): endoplasmic reticulum; membrane
Molecular function (GO): glucosaminyl-phosphatidylinositol O-acyltransferase activity
Source: RefSeq, a predicted model, not a curated record